Messenger RNA from Hemibagrus wyckioides, 2569 nucleotides. Its product is annotated as zeta-sarcoglycan. The record is from RefSeq and is a predicted model, not a curated record. Gene Ontology annotation, biological process: heart contraction; cardiac muscle tissue development. NCBI's taxonomy places the organism in Eukaryota, Metazoa, Chordata, Actinopteri, Siluriformes, Bagridae. The transcript has 8 exons. Gene Ontology annotation, cellular component: sarcoglycan complex; sarcolemma. The coding region runs from base 420 to 1361 and encodes 313 amino acids.
UAUCCUUCCAUCCUUCCUUCCUUCUCUUCUUCAUCCCGCAUUUCUUUCCGAGCGAAGACCCUGCCGCAGGAGGAGGAAGGAAUGUGUGAGGACCCGCCGCGCCGUGCGCGCUCCCGUGCAGAGCGCGUCGGGGGCGCGCGCCGGCGGAUUUAGUCUCCCCCGGUCAGACGCAGAAAGCGGAGCGGCGCGAGAGAUUAAUUUCGGGGUGCUUUGUUUUUUUUUUAGAUUAAAAUUCUCUUCCUCUGAUUAUUAUUCUUAUUCCUGUCGGCGCGUAUCCGGCUCAUGGGACUAACGCGCAGCGGAUCCCGAACAUCCGGGGACGCGGAUCGGCACCGGGAAUGAGCCGUUAGUCCUGACUACACAACUUUAUUCCGGUGUGUGUUGUGUUAUCGGCGCAGACUCCCGUUCAUCGCGCGCGCAUGGAGCGAUCGGCAUCGCUGGAUAUCGAGGCGCUGAAGAUGACCCAGGAGCAGUAUAUUUUGGCAUCCCAGCCAAGCGCCCUGCAGAGGCCGGGUUGCCCUGCUCCAUAUCCCGUGGGCAUCUACGGCUGGCGUAAACGCUGUCUUUACUUCUUUAUCCUCCUCCUCCUGGUCACUAUGAUCGUCAACCUUGCACUCACCAUCUGGAUCCUGAAGGUCAUGAACUUCACCGUGGAUGGGAUGGGUAAUCUGCGCGUCACCAAAGAAGGCGUGAGGUUAGAAGGCGUCUCCGAGUUCCUUCUUCCUCUCUACGUCAAAGAGAUUAAAUCAAGAUGGGACAGUCCGCUGAUCCUGCAGUCAGACCGGAACGUGACAGUGAACGCGCGGAACGACCUCGGACAGCUCACAGGACAGCUCACUGUGGGACCGGAGAUGGUGGAGGCUCAGUGUCAGAGGUUCGAAGUCCGGAGCUCAGAUGGAGACAGAGUGCUGUUUUCCGCAGACGAGAACGAGGUCAGCAUCGGUACUGAGAAACUCCGAGUGACAGGUAACGAGGGAGUAGUGUUUGCUCAUUCAGUUGAGACGCCGCACAUUCGAGCCGAACCUUUUCAAGACCUGAAGUUGGAGUCUCCAACGCGGACGCUGACGUUGGAAGCGCCGAAAGGUGUGGAGGUGAAUGCAGGAGUGGGGGAGUUCAGAGCGUCCUGCAGGAAAGAGCUCACUCUGGAGUCUUCUGAGGGGGAGAUCUUUCUGAACGCCGAGUCCAUCCGCAUGCCCAAUCUUCCUCACGGCAGUGUGGACCCUCUGCUCAGCCCGGGCACCAGCUACCCUAAACACACUGUCUACGAGGUGUGUGUGUGUCCGAGCGGCAAGCUCUACCUGUCCCCCGCCGACAGCGCCUCCACCUGCCAGACCACCAACAGUGUGUGUUUAUGGAGCUGAGAGCGGCCAGGGGGCGGCGCCCGACACCAGAAAGGCCUUCCUCUUCCUCCUCCUUCCCUUUAUUCCUUCUUCAUUCCUUUCCUCUGUCAUGUUCACAUCGUCUCCACCGAGAUGCUGCGGAACGUCGCCGGAUCGGAAUUUCAUCGAAAACGGGAGACUUUUCCAUUAUUCCCACUUCCUUCCUUCUUUUAUUCCAGUUUCCUUUAUCAUUUUACAUCCUUCUUCAUCUCCUCCUCUUCCUUUCCUUUUUUCUUUUCUCAUUCUUUUCCUUCCUUAUGUUCAUGUCGUCUCCACGGAGACGCUACGGAAUGUCGUCCGAUUGGACUUUUUUAUCAAAAAACAGGAGACUUUUACGUUAUUCCCACUUCCUUCCUUCUUCCUUUUAUUCCAGUUUUUUUCUUUUUAUCAUUUCCAUCUUUCUUCAUCUCCUCCUCCUCCUCCUCCAUCUUCCUCAUGUUCGUGUCUUCUCCACGGAGAAUCUGCAGAAAGUCGCCGGAUCGGACUUUCAUUGAAAACGGGAGACAUUAUUCCCACUUCCUUCCUUCUGUUAUUCUAGUUUCCUUUUUUAAAAAAAAAAAAAAAAAAAAAAGUUUCCAUCCUUCUUCAUCUCCUCCUCCUCCUUCCCUUUAUCCUUCCUUCAGGAAUUCAGGAAUCGGAUCAAGCUCGGCUCGACAGCAGCCUCAUCUUCCCGAUCUGUAAACGGAGCAAAGACUCCACCCGGACCGUGUUUCCCUCUCCUCUUGUUUUUUGGUACUCCUAUUUUUGUACAACCCUCUGACCCUCUGCCCCAGUGGAGACUUGUGGGAAAAUUUGAGGCAGGGCCGGACCAGUCUAACGAAAACGAACACACACACACACACACACACGUCUUGUGCACGCUCGAGUGUGUGUGUGUGUGUGUGUGUUUUUCUUAAGAAGCGAUACACAGGUGCCUUUGCUGUUGUCGGAAAAGCACACGUUCACCUGCAGUCGCAGCAGAACACCGGCAAAAAAAAGAGGAACGCUAAUUAACGUCCAGCUCCGUUUAAAAAAAACUCUACGGACAGGAAGGACACGCCCAAUGUAGUCCGGGGUUUGUUUGUUUUUUUUUCGUCCUUCGGUUUGUUUCGGACUUUUUUCUCUUUUUUCGGGAACAAAGCACAAGAUUAUGCCAUGUAUAUAAGAAACUCAAUAAAUAAUAAUAAUAAAAAGAGAAAGUUUAUUUUAAA